AUGAGACCAGCACAACUACUAUUGAACCAAGCUAAAAAGGGUUCCGGUCUAGGUAUCCCAGUUGAAUUGACUCCAUUGUUCAUUGCCAUGGGUUUGGCUUUGGCUUCUGGUACCUAUUUCACUUUUAAGAAGUUUUCUUCUGAUGAGACUUUGAGAGUCACCAAGAACCCAGAAUUAUCCAAUUUGAAGAAGGUCUUGGCCGAAUCUGACAAGGAGUAG
Torulaspora delbrueckii is the source of this 219-nucleotide messenger RNA. RefSeq names its product Mra1p (gene MRA1). The transcript is spliced from 2 exons. The coding region runs from base 1 to 219 and encodes 72 amino acids. NCBI's taxonomy places the organism in Eukaryota, Fungi, Ascomycota, Saccharomycetes, Saccharomycetales, Saccharomycetaceae. The record is from RefSeq and is a predicted model, not a curated record.